This is a messenger RNA of Gekko japonicus, 1746 nucleotides long. Its product is annotated as apoptosis-inducing factor 3-like. The coding region runs from base 85 to 1746 and encodes 553 amino acids. The record is from RefSeq and is a predicted model, not a curated record. Lineage: Eukaryota; Metazoa; Chordata; Lepidosauria; Squamata; Gekkonidae. The transcript has 19 exons. Gene Ontology annotation, cellular component: cytoplasm. Gene Ontology annotation, molecular function: oxidoreductase activity, acting on NAD(P)H; flavin adenine dinucleotide binding; 2 iron, 2 sulfur cluster binding.
CCUUCACACUCUCUGCUGUUCCAGGAGAAAGGCUUGAGCAGAACCAAGUUCCAGGGAACGAGAAGCUCCUAUUAACCUGGAAGCAUGAAGAAAGGAGGCAGCAUGCAGAAAGGAGACGACAUCGUUACCCAGCAAAUUUGCCUGGAGAAGGACUUGCGGGAUGGAGAGAUGCGAGAAGUGGAGGUUGCUGGUUACCCAGUGCUACUGUUGAGGGACCAUUUGCAGAUCUACGCGGUGGGAAGCAAGUGCCCUCAUGCUGGAGCACCCCUCUGCAAAGGCUAUUUUAGACAUGGGCGCUUGCGCUGCCCCUGGCACGGUGCCUGCUUCAGCACCCAGACUGGUGACAUCGAAGAGUACCCCACGCUGGAUUGUCUUCCCAUUUUUGAGGUGACAGUGGAAGAUGGAAAGGUGUUCAUCACUGCCAGCCUGAAGGACCUCGCAAGCAAGGGCAAGGUGAAACCUAUGAGCCAGCGAAGCCCACUUGCCAGGCAGGUGGUGCUGCUCCUGGGAGCAGGGCCGGCGGCACUAACGUGUGCUGAGACACUUCGUCAGGAGGGCUUCAAGGGUCGGAUCCUCAUGGUGACGAGGGAAAAGCACUUGCCCUAUGAUAAGACACAGCUCAGCAAGGACAUGGCAGCCAAGGCAGAGAGCCUUUACCUGCGGUCUCAGAGCUUCUUGGAUGCUCACGACAUAGAAGUCUGGAGGGAAAAAGAGGUAGUUUCUCUAGACACCUCCAACAAGACGGCACAUUUCCGUGAUGGGUCCGACCAGGCCUACGACCACCUGCUCAUUGCUACGGGCAGCGACCCCAGGCGACUCGAGACCCCCGGCAUCAAACUCCAGAACGUGUGUUAUCUCCAGACUCCAGAAGAUGCCAACAGGAUCCUGCAGUUGGCAUCCGGCAAGCGGGUCGUGAUCGUUGGAGCAUCGUUCAUCGGCAUGGAGCUGGCUGCCACCCUGUCGAGCAAAGCCCUCAGCAUCCACGUGAUAGAGAAGGCCGACUCUCCCUACCAGGAAGCACUGGGGCCCGAGGUUGGAAACCUCGCCUUGAAGAUGCUUCACCAACAAGGAGUCCUGUUCUCAAUGAAGACAGAGGUCGCUGAGCUGCUAGGGGACCGUGAUGGGAAGGUCGCCCGUGUCCUUUUAUCCAACAGGCACAAGAUCGCAGCAGAUGUAGUGGUGAUAGGAAUAGGGGUUGCUCCCAACACGCGCUUUCUUCAGGGCAGCUCCGUCGCCCUGGAACAGAACGGCACCAUUCUUGUGGACCUGUUCAUGAAGACAAAUGUCCCCGAUGUCUUUGCUGCUGGGGACGCAGUCUCCUUUCCCGUGGCCCUGUUCAACUGGAAGAACACCCACAUCUACCACUGGCAGAUUGCCCAAGCCCACGGGCGUGUGGCUGCCCUCAACAUCUUGCAGAGGCAGGAGAAGCUUUACACGGUGCCUUUCUUCUGGACCAAGUUGCUCGGGAAAGUCAUCCGAUAUGCAGGCUACGGGAAAGGCUACACGGACACAGUGGUGAAGGGCAACUUGGACGAAGAGAAGUUUGUCCUCUUCUACAUUAGAGACAACUUUGUGACUGCAGUCGCCAGCCUGGAUUUUGACCCUGUGGUGGCCAUGGUGGCUGAAGUCCUCUACUCAGGAAGAAGGAUCACCAAGCACGAAGCGGAGAUGAUGGAACUGACUGACCCGUGGGUAGGAUCCACAGGAGCUGGUCACAGUGCCUGCCAAGCUGCAAUAAAAUAUUAA